AUGCUGUGGACGGAACUGCAUCGCCGUGGCUGCUCGGGUCCGAUCAUCGACUGGCUGCGCAGCCUCUACGAGAACAUGCGCUACAUCGUUCGCUCCAAUGGGGAGACCUCGGACGACUUCGAAAGCGCGGUGGGUGUCCUUAUUGGCGACCCUUCCUCCCCAACACUGUGGAACCUCUACCUCGCCGACUUCGACCCGCCGGCUCACCCAGACAACCCGAUGCUCGGGACCACGCGGGUGAACGACCUCGUCCACGCCGACGACGGGGUCCUGCUGUCCUUGAGCCCACAUGGCUUACAAGCGCACCUCACCUACCUCUUCACCUAUGCCGGCCGAAAGCAACUGCUCACGAACGCGCUCAAGACGUACCUCAUUAUCUUCAACGUGCUCCCCACUCGCGCAUUCGCCCUGUAUCUCGGCGACAAGGCGCUCACGUACGUUUGCGAGGUGACGUAUGUCGGGAUUCCACUGAAAUCCGAUACACAAAACAUCUGCACGUCCCUCUACGACAAGAUCAAGACUAAGUCCACGCGCGCAUCAUGGGCGAUUACCGGCAUGGAGAAUGUGCUUAAGGACCUGCCCCCUGCCGUCGCGCGGCUGCUGUAUACGGCCCGCAUCGACGCACUGCCCUGCGCCGGCGCGGACGUGGUCCCGGACAUGGACGAUGGCGUUAAGGAGCUCGAAAAGAUCCAGAUCAGCUUCCUACAACGCACGCUCGGACUCUCCGGUCAUAGCAUGCACACACCACCAUUUACGGAGCUGAAACUGAUGCCCCUGCGACAUUGGCGAGCCACGCUCGCGCUACGCUACCUACGAUACGCCAUCGAACAGCCGCCGGGCCACCUGGUUCACGCCGCGCUCGAGGAACAAAUGGCGCUCUUCGGCACCAUCCACUCAUGCUGGUUGGGCGAUCUUGCACACGCCCUCAAACGUAUCCCCGCUGUUGAGCCCAUUCAAAUGCCCUCGCCCGCGAUGCUACGCCGCCCCGGUACCGUCGAUGGCCUGAUCGACAGGAUCGAUAAGGCGUUGCGCGCACAGCUCCUCGCCGAUGUGAAGGAAUCGCCGCGACUAUACCUAAUGAGGGACCGUCUCAAGCCACAAAAACGCGGACCGCCAAAGAAGGCGCUGAUGCAAUUCCGCCACUACCUGGGCCUUCGCGACAAGGACGAUCGCAAAGCGUUUGUGCGGCUGCUCGCCAGCGAGCACCCCCUUCCCUCUGGAAAAAUUGCGACACUCCCACUCGCGCAACAGCAAGACAUACAAAAAGGUCAAUCGCGAAAGGCGGCUGUGUCGCUUCUGCGCUACUGCCGUCGAGUUUUCGGAGCACGCUCUCCUCAUGUGCGUGCGCCCCGCUAUUCUGCUUGA
Peniophora sp. CBMAI 1063 is the source of this 1365-nucleotide messenger RNA. The record is from the annotation of a GenBank genome assembly. NCBI's taxonomy places the organism in Eukaryota, Fungi, Basidiomycota, Agaricomycetes, Russulales, Peniophoraceae.